GCCACCGUGUUCAAGACUUCAACAACAGGCUCCUAAUCUUAGAAAUGAAGUUCUCCAUCGGAAAAACCUCUCUUCUUCACUCUCUCUACCGUCAAAAUCAUCAAAUUCAGGUUAUUACAAUUUCAGGUUCAUCGAAUUACAUGACUAUGUCUCUGCUGCUACACAAAUGUUAUCCCCGAUUUAUCACAAAUCGGUGGCUCACUACAGGAGCCGAACCGAUUCGUUCAGAAUUUGCUGGACCUAAUGCUUACGAGCUUCUAGGUGUAUCAGAAACAAGCUCCUUUGAUGAAAUAAAAAAUUCUUUUCGUAAAUUGGCUAAGGAGACUCAUCCUGACCUUGCUCAUUCCACGCACAAUUCCUCUACUUCCAAGCGAUUCGUUGAAAUACUUGCUGCUUAUGAGAUUCUAUCCGAUUCUGAGAGGAGAGCGCAUUAUGACGAGUAUCUCUCAUUUCGGAAAGCACUUGUUCAUAUUCAUUCUAGACAAGGUUCUAAAAUGUGCAUGUAUGAAGCAUAUAGCACGGCAAUCAAGGAGAUGGAAGUUGUUGAAUGGUUGAAGUGGUAUAGACAAACAAUAAACGACAUAUUGGCUGAAAAAAGGGUAGUAUCUGGAUCAGGCUAUUUGGAUGCACUGGAAAGAGAUUUCUACUCAGCAUUACAUUUAGCAUUCUACGGCCCUGAGAUUGAGUCAGAUCUCCUUCCUGAGUUUUUUGAAGCUGAGGAGCGAUCAGUAUACGAAACAGCUGAGGUUCUGCACCUGGUUUCUGGGCGAGAUCUUUUUGGGAUGGUCUGUUUAGCAAAAAAUGUCCCUGAACUGUCACAUGCUUCUAUGGAGAGACUGGCAUCCUUAGAAGCAGAUUUGUGUCAUUCCCUUGAAAAUAUCCCCAUUAAAAUGCAUUCAGAGACGGCUGCUGCUGGUUCUGAUCAAAAGCAAUUGAGAAGUUCCAAUUACCAUACAUCAGAUGCAUACAGAGACUUAGAAUUGCAUGUUGGAGGGAGGCUUGUUGCUAUGGCAACAAGAGUUCCACCUAGGAGUAGAUAUAAUGGGAUACAGAAUGAAGGUUUUGAUGACUGCAUUCAUGUUUACCUCAGUUCACAUGAAGUCCAAAGAUUUCCCAAAAGUAACUUAAUGGACUUCGGAUUGAAGUCUGCCAUUCCACUGGGAAUGAUAACAGGGUUGGGGACCAGUCCUGAAGAAGGUUCUUGCGAUGUUUACGACAACAAUGGUGUGAAAACCCAUGAGAUUAUGAAGCAUCGAACAUUGCUGGUAAGACACAUGCACUGGUAUCAAUUAGGAGAUGAAGUAUUAACCUGUGAGUGCAGAUGCAGCAAAGCUAAGCUACCUCCGAGCAAAUUCUGGCUAUUUGAACCUCGAUGUGGCAUGCAUGACAUUGGAGGUUGGUAUGUGGAGACAUUUGGCAGAGAUAAGAAAGGCCGAAAUGUGCCAUCUCAGAGGUAUUGGGAUGGCUUGGAGGCAAAUGAUCACUUUGAGAAGAGAUUACAUCCAGCAAUGUACUUGCUUGCUCUUGCCUACAGGACUCUAGAUAUUGAACAUUCAAGGAGAAAUAAACAAAGAAUGAAGGAUCUUAUGGAGUUGAACUUAUCUAGAAUUUUCAGCUGGUGCAAGAGACUAGUCCGCUAAGGCCUAGUGACAUUCAGCUCUAUCAUAAUAUCCUUGUUCAGCCUCGGAAGUUAUUAGGAAACUGUACUUUUUUUGAUAAAGGUAACAAAUCUAUAUUCCAUUAGCACAAAGGCAGUGUUAAAAGCCAUAUUUACAAUUCUCAAAAAGAGCUGAUGAAACAGGUGAUUCACACUUCUUAAAGAAUCCUCAUAUAUAAGCUAGGGUGUUGAUUAGGAUGGCUCGUGGAUUGAUGAGUCAAACACCAUGAGGCUUGAAUACAACAGAUUUUUUUCUUAUAUGCUGCCAUUGAUUCACCAAGCACUUUGAUGCAGCUUAAACUCUUUUAACUGCCAAUGAGAUUGCUGUGCUGCUGCAUUUCCCAGUCUCUUAUUUUUGGUGCCAUGACCUAAUGUGAUAGUAUGUAAGGUGACUCCAGUCAGCUCACUAAGGAAGUUGACCUCAGUAUUCCUUCACAGUCUAUAUUGGUUACUGGAUGGAGUAAAUUGAAUUGCUGAAGCACCAUCAAGAAUGAUACCCCGUUAGUGUGAAGAACUACAGCUUAAUGCCUUUGGCUUGGUCUUCGGUGACACAACAUAAUGUUAAACUAUGCUGAUCCUCAUAUCUUGAAAGCCAUAUUUGGAUCAUAACAUUAUGUCCCUGAAAAGGCAUUUGAUGCCUUAUGUAGAAACCGAGUAACACCUCAAGCCAAAGGAGUGAAGCAUUGAGAUUUCGGGGAGAAGCAAUGGUGUUAACACAGAUGAUAGCUAUUACAAUUCUCGGGUGCUGGCUUGCAUUGCAGGGAGAAUUUUGGUCAGAUGAUUGAUGUGCACUUGCUGUAUACUCACUAUGAUUCUUGUACUUUUAUUCUUGUCAUACAGUUUAGCUGAUUUAUAGAACAUCAAAUAGUUCUCUAUGAAAAAUAACACAGUAGUUAGUUACUGGUUUAGUAUAUCUGAGUUAUAUUUACACAAAUCUUGUAAACAGUUGACGACCAUUUACAGUGGUUUUCUUAACAUUUUAUUUAAGUAGGUCUCCCAUUUUCAAUACUG
Solanum stenotomum is the source of this 2668-nucleotide messenger RNA. RefSeq lists its product as uncharacterized. The record is from RefSeq and is a predicted model, not a curated record. The coding region runs from base 45 to 1640 and encodes 531 amino acids. The transcript has 5 exons. NCBI's taxonomy places the organism in Eukaryota, Viridiplantae, Streptophyta, Magnoliopsida, Solanales, Solanaceae.